AUGGAAACAGCAGUUCCAGUCACAUAUGGCUUUGGCAACCAUGACUUGACGGCGGUACCCCAUCGUCGGAUGAUGGCGCCACCACAGGAUCAUGGAAUGACAUAUUAUUCAAAUCAACCGAUCCCCUACGCGGCAUCCUUACACUCAUCUUCCUACGGAUUCGGACAUAUCUUGAACACCAGCCAUGCCUCUUAUCAAAGUUUCUAUGGAUCUGCACCUCCAACGAGUUCACAGAACAGCCGGUUGCCGGAAUCAGCACCAGUUCAAUCGUUGCCAAACGCUGGCCCGCCUAGAAAUGGCUUGCCCAGACUAACGGAAACAAGUCCGGCGAAAGCCGCUUCGGAACAGCCGUCCCGCUUGCCUCAUCUUCCUUCCAAGCCGGAAGAACCAUCUGACUCAAAAGUCCGCUUGAAGCCCGAAAUCGAGUUCUCGACAGAGGUUGAUACUUUAAUGAAAACUAUACAAGCAAAGCCGAAACUCGUCCAGCCGCAACUGCCUCCUCUGCAUCAAUUUACAAACGGUGUACCAGGCUGGUCGCACCCAGCCUACGGAGGAUCAGCGCCUGGUGGUCAGGGGCUCUUCACUUCACAACCGGAUAGAUCCUUGACUACGAAACAGAAACCAAGAAGGAAAUACGAAUGCAAUCUACCUCAUUGCAGGAAAAGCUUCUACCAGAAGACUCAUCUGGAUAUUCAUAUGCGGGCGCAUACCGGGGACAAGCCAUUUCGGUUUUCUCAGCUGGGAAACUUAAAGACGCAUGAGCGACGGCACACUGGAGAAAAGCCAUACUCUUGCGAAAUAUGUAAUAAAAGAUUCGCACAACGUGGGAAUGUCCGAGCCCACAAAAUCACACAUGAGAAGGCAAAGCCAUUUAUCUGCAGGUUGGAUGAUUGUGGGAAGCAAUUCACACAACUGGGUAACCUUAAGUCGCACCAGAACAAGUUCCAUGCGCAGACUCUUCGGGACUUGACUUUCCGAUUUUCUUCUUUAACCGACACCGAACGCCUAGCGCCACAGGACAUUGAAUUAUGGGAAUAUUUCGCAACUCUAUAUAAAAAUAGCAAUAAAGGAAUUAAAGGGCGUGGGAAGGACCGACGAGUGUCAUCAAGUGCGAAACUUCGAGCUACUACAAGCACUACAAACGUUGACGAAAUGAGCACGACAACGGUAUCUAGUGUGGAGGACGAUAAGGGUCGAAUGAAUAUUUUCCAUCGACCCUCUUACAUGAGUACGCCGAGUAGCGAAGAUGUCGAUUUUCAUGAGCAAAUGUAUUCACGAGGCCCGCAGUAG
Molecule: messenger RNA, 1290 nt
Organism: Coccidioides posadasii C735 delta SOWgp
Lineage: Eukaryota; Fungi; Ascomycota; Eurotiomycetes; Onygenales; Onygenaceae
Source: RefSeq, a predicted model, not a curated record